AUGAGCGGUCCAGGAUUUGUAGGUAUCAAGUUCUGUCCUGAAUGGUUCGUUUUUGGACUGUUCUGUUUGAACUUUCAAUUAUUUAAGUAACAACAUGCUGUACCCGCGCGAAGACAAGGAAAGCCGCGUUCUGAUGUACGCUUGUCGUAACUGCGAACAUCGUCAGGUUGGUUUCUAUCUUCCUUUUCCAAUUGUUUGUAUAAAUAAUCUCUUUCAGUUGGCCGAUAACCCCUGUAUUUACGUCAAUAAGCUGAUGCACGAAGUCGAGUGAGUUUUUUUGAUUGUCAAAAUUGUUGAGAGUCUGGCUGAAAAGGCUCGAUCUCUUUAUCUUUUGUGUACUUCGGCAAACCUUGAUAUUUUCUUCUUUUUUUCUUUUUUUGUAGUAUUCAUAAAACAUCUUUCAGGGAUUAUCAUUCUUCGGGUUUAUGAUUAAUAAUAAUAAUUUAUUCAUACGAAAAUGGUUUUUAUUAGCAUUUUAGAUUUUUUCGAUUUUCCUUCUAUCCGGGGCUUCUCUAAGGAAGUUCUCUAAUGAAAACUUUUGCAGGAUAAAUAAAAAACCAGCCUUAUUUUCUUGAAUGUCAAGUACAACAAUAAUAGGUUGUGUUGGAGAGAAAGUUUUUUUGAUACGUAUACAAACCUCAGCAAACAUUGUACUGAUUGCAGCGAACUGACGCAGAUCGUGGCGGACGUGAUCCACGACCCGACUUUGCCGAAAACGGAGGACCAUCCGUGUCCCAAGUGCACUCAUCCAGUUUCUGUCUUUUUCCAGGCGCAAACUCGCAGGGCUGAGGUCCUUUUUUCCCAGAAAUAUUAAAUAAAAAUAAAAGUAAUACUUUCACAGUUACGGAAAAAAAAAAAGAAUUUUGAAGGAGUUUUCGAAUCGUUUCAAUCGAAUUUCCUUGUUAAUGCAAUGUUUGCAGGAAGAAAUGAGGCUGUACUACGUGUGCGCGAACAUGAGCUGUCAACACAGAUGGACCGAGUAA
Molecule: messenger RNA, 983 nt
Organism: Caenorhabditis auriculariae
Lineage: Eukaryota; Metazoa; Nematoda; Chromadorea; Rhabditida; Rhabditidae
Source: the annotation of a GenBank genome assembly